Messenger RNA from Carya illinoinensis, 2112 nucleotides. RefSeq lists its product as uncharacterized. Gene Ontology annotation, biological process: proteolysis. The transcript has a single exon. The record is from RefSeq and is a predicted model, not a curated record. Gene Ontology annotation, molecular function: aspartic-type endopeptidase activity. Lineage: Eukaryota; Viridiplantae; Streptophyta; Magnoliopsida; Fagales; Juglandaceae. Bases 1 to 2112 code for a protein of 703 amino acids.
AUGCUACAAUUCGGCCCUUCACCAACCAUUAACCAUCAUGGGCAAUUGGCCAAGCUGAAGCAAGAAGGGAAGGUACAUCUCUAUAUAGAGGAGUUUCGGCAAUUACAAACCCUUGUGAGGGGAUGGUCCGAAGAAGCACUAGUGGGGACAUUUAUCGAUGGCUUGAAGCCUUGGAUAGCCAAGGAGAUCAAGUUGAAGCAGCCCACUCGGAUUCAAGAAGUAAUGAGGAUGACCGAGAUCCUUGAAGAGAGUAGUAACAUGGAGAGGAGGUUCUCCAAGGACAUGGGGAGUAAAGCCUCAAGGACUUUACAAACCAAGCCACCUUGGAAGAAUAGGGUGGACGGGGAGGUCUCUAAACCGAAGCCUUAUGAGGUGAAGAGGCUCUCUAGGGAGGAAGUGCAAGAGAGGAUCAAAAGGGGUCUAUGCUUCAAAUGUGGAGACAAAUGGAGCAAGGAACACUCUUGCAAGUCUGGAAAGGUUUAUGUCAUGAUUGAGGAGGAGGAGCAUGAGGAGUCCUCAAGUCAUGAGUCCGAACCCGAGGAGGUCGAGCCUAGUGAGGAGGAAGGGGAUGCCGAGUUGUCCCUUAAUGCCAUGUCCGGGGUACAAAAACCCACUUCCAUGAGGGUCAUGGCAUGGAUAGGGAAAUUUGAGGUCACCUUGUUGGUGGAUAGUGGGUCCACCCACAACUUCAUCAAUGCCAACAUAGUCACUAAGGUUGGGUUGAAACCAAGCACCAUCGAGCCUUUUGAAGUUAAGGUAGCCAAUGGGGAUAAAUUAAGGUGCGAAGGGCUUGUGAGGGAGGUGAAAAUGAAUGUACAAGGGGUUAGAAUCGUGGCUGAUUUGCAUGUAUUGUCACUAGUGGGCCUUGAUGUUGUCUUGGGUAAUGCAUGGCUCAAGGGAGUUGGCAAGGUAGUUCAUGACUAUGACAAAAUGACUAUGGAAUUUCGGCUUGGGGCCAAGAAGAGGUUGUGGAGAGCCAUGACAUCCAAGGACGUGAAGUCUUGUGAGGCCAUCACCUUUGAGAAGCUGUGUAAGGGUGGGGCAAGUUGCUUUGCCGUCAUCCUAGCCACUCAAGAAGCACCCUUGGAAGUAGGAAAGGGUGAAGAUAAGGGCAAGGGGGAAGACUUGACAUUGCUGCCCGUGGAGGUACAAGAGGUCUUGAGAGACCAUUGGAAGGUCCUUGAAGUACCAAAGGCCUUACCACCUUCUAGGCCAUUUGAUCAUCGCCUUAUCUUAGUGGAUGAAAGCAAACCGGUCAAUGUCCCUCCCUACCGGUAUGCCCACUUCCAAAAGGAGGAAAUUGAAAGGCAAGUUGAGGAGAUGCUAAAAGGGGGGCUGAUAAGACCUAGCAAUAGUCCUUUCUCCUCACCCGUGCUACUAGUGAGGAAGAAGGAUGGAACGUGGCGAUUUUGCACCGAUUAUAGAGCCUUGAAUGAAGCCACGGUGAAGGAUAGGUUUCCUAUCCCAACCGUGGAUGAGAUGCUUGAUGAACUCCAUGGUGCAAGGGUCUUUUCCAAAUUGGAUUUAAGAGCGGGCUACCAUCAAAUACGAAUGAGGGAUGAAGACGUGCAUAAGACGGCUUUUAGGACACACUCCGGUCACUUUGAGUACCUUGUCAUGCCGUUUGGAUUAUGCAAUGCCCCUUCCACUUUCCAAGCUGCCAUGAACACCAUUUUCAAGUCAUUAUUGAGGAGGUGUGUGUUGGUCUUUUUUGAUGACAUCUUGGUUUACUCCAAGACCAUUGAGGAGCACAAGAACCACUUAAGAGUUGUGAUGGGGAUUUUGGAAGAGCACCACUUCUUCAUAAAGGCUUUUAAAUGUGCCUUUAUGGAGAAAGAACUUGAGUAUCUUGGUCACUUCAUCUCGGGAGAGGGGGUGAAGGUGGAUCAAAGGAAGAUUGAGGCCAUGGUUGAUUGGCCAUUACCCCAUGACAUUUCGGCCUUAAGGGGUUUCUUGGGAUUGACCGGCUAUUAUAGGCGGUUUGUGAAGAACUAUGGGCUUAUUGCUAAGCCACUUACAUCCUUGUUGAAGAAGGACAACUUCUCAUGGACCCAAGAGGCAAGGGAGGCCUUUGAGGAGUUGAAGAGGGCUAGACCACCACUCCCGUGCUAG